GGCCAUUUGGUUCGGGUAUAUGUGACCAAGGACAGGACUCCAGGCUGCUGCUUUUGCAAGUCUCCCUGGAAUGCUUCCCACCCCGGCCUCUCCUUAGGCACCUGAAGUCCGCACUCUCUCCUUGCACCAAAGCCUCAGCUAUAAAUAGCAAGAAAAUUCGAGUGAAACGCUGUCUGCUAGAAGAGUGCCUUUCUUUUCACAAUCAAUGAUCCUCUGAAGAUGGCGUGGCCCUACUUACGGAUCUUGCUCCUUUGCCUACAAACCUGUCUGGAAGCAGCUGAAAGCAACACAAACAUGCUCACCGUGAAUGGGAUUCUGGGGGAAACAGUUACUUUCCCUUUAAAUAUUCAAAACAUACAGCAAAUUACCAACAUUAACUGGGUGAGUUCCAAAACAUCCGUUGCUGUUGUAGUGGCCCUCCCAGGCACACCCCCCCAAGUCAUUGUGACCCACCAAAACUAUAAACAACGAGUAAACGUCUCAAGUCAGAACUACAAUUUGGAGAUCAGCAAUCUGAGGAUGGAAGAUGCAGCAAUCUACAAAGCUGACAUAAAUAUAAAGAACUCUGAAAAGGAGACACUCACCAGGACCUACAAACUUCAAGUUUAUCGUAGGCUUGGGAAGCCGAAAAUUAUUCAGAGUAUAACGACAUCUUCGAACAGUACUUGUAAUGUCACACUGACAUGCUCCAUGGGGAAAGAAGAAAGCAAUGUGACAUACACUUGGAGUCCCAUGGGGACAGAGGGUAGCGUUCUCCAAGUCUUCCAGACUCCUAACAACCAAGAGCUGACUUACACCUGCACAGCCUGGAACCCCGUCAGCAACAAUUCUGACUCCAUCUCUGCCCAGCAGCUCUGUGCAGAUAGCCCCACGGGCCUCCAUAUUCACCGUGCUGGAUUGCUGAGUGGACUGACUGUGCUCUUUCUGGUUAUAGUCAUCCUACCUUCCGUGCUUUUGUUCCUUUUUUGCAAGAAAGGACGAGGUUCCCCCUUCAAGAUCUUCCAUAAGAAACCUGAUGCUGCCUCAAAGAACACAAUAUACACAUAUGUCAAUGCUCCAAGAGAUCCUCAGCCAGCAGAGCUCAGAAUCUACGAUGAAAUCUCCCUGCCCAAGGUGGACAAAACCAUCAGCACUCAGGACAGCAAACCUCCUAGGACUCCAAGCUAUGUAUCUGUGAUGUAGGCUGCCAGACAGCAUUCUCUCCAUGGAAACUAAACCAUAACCACAGAUAAUGGCAGAUGCCCUGGACCCAGGCUUUCUCUGCCCAGCUCUUACCUGAAGACUGCAAAUCGCCACAUCCCAAUAUGAAAACCAGGAAGCCCUCUGCUGCUGGACAUAGCUUGUGCUUAGAUAGACAGAUGGACAUGUGCCCUUUCUGAAAUGGGUGAAUUGCCUUCUGGAUGAAUAAGGCAAGUCCCUUGGCACAGUGCUCUCCAAUCUUCUUUACGUCGCAGCACAUGUAGAAAAUAUUUUUAUGGCACAAUGAAGUAAACAAUCAAGAUUGCUCAUGCCUGGAGGCUGCCUGUGGCUAGAGGCCUCUUACAGGUGAUGGGUCAUUACAGGUGAUGACCCUUCCCAGCAACUCCAAACAUAGAGAGGACCCGUAUUGUGCACAGCCGUAAUACGCCGUGGCCCGCCACCCAGGAUGCUCUGCUGACACUCAAUCUGUGGGAGAAGCCCUGGUUCAUGGCUUGGGAAAAUUAGGCAAAGGCCCCCUUUCUCCUUUAGGCAGAUGCAGCCCCUCAGAGUGUGAGCUGCAUGCAUUUCAGCCUCCACCUGCCCCCUUGACCCAGGAACCUUUGUUCAUGUACAACUGGCUGGACCAGUGCAACCGUACAUGACGGUACAACGUGAGAAGUCGUCAGAGUUGUGGCUCUCAGCAGUACAGACACGCUCCCCAAAUAUUGUGUUGGAAAAUGCACUUUCUGAGGGGUUCUAGUGUGUGGGGCCAUUUUUCUUCAGGCCCUACUUCAAAAGUUUCAUGAGACUUUCUUUCCAGCCAAGUUUUCCUUCUGUGUCACUCUGGGAUGGUUAACUUUAUGUGUCAACUUGGCGGGGCCAGGGGUGCACAGAUAUUUGGUUAAACUUUACUCAGAUGCAUCUGUGAGGGUGUUUCUGGGUGAGAUUAACAUUUGAUUUUGUAGACUAAGUAAUUAAUCCUGUUUUCCUGGGUGGGCAUCACUAAAUCCACUGAGAGCUUGAAUAGAACAAAAAGGUGAUGUAAGGGAGAAUUCUCUCUCUCUCUCUCUCUCUCUCUCUCUCUCUCUCUCUCUGUGUGUGUGUGUGUGUGUGUGUGUGUGUGUGUGUGUGUCUUCGAGCUGGGACAUUGGUCUUCUUCUGCAUUUAUACUUGCACUUGGACUGGUACUUACACCAUUAGCUCUCCUGGCUCUCAGGCCUUCAGACUCAGACUCAGACUCAGACUCAGACUCAGACUCAGACUCAGACUCAGACUCAGACUAGAACUAUAUACCAUCACCACUCCAGCUUGCCGGCUCCAGAACUUGGGCUUUCUCAAUCUCCAUAACUACACGAGCCGAUUCCUUACUAUAACUAGUUCUCAUCAUCUGCAGAACCAGGCAAACACAUCAUGCAAGCAGCCUCAACACCAAGAAGCCAUGCCCAGUACCCCAUUCUCCAAAAGAGAAUGACAAGUUUUAUCUCUGACACUUUAGGGGAACUAAGUGCAACCCAACCAUCAAAACAAGAGACUUGAAAGAAGCAAAGUCAUUCUCAAGCAGGAACUUGAGAGAUGAUGUUGCAGAUUAUGAAACUAGGCCCAACCCAGUGCCCAAGGCUUCACCCAGAGCGUCAGAGAGUUCGGCUCACGGUUAGGUGCUCCUCCCUCUCCCCUGCUACGUCUGAGCGGAACACUCUAGUGAGUAUUUGAAAAAUUGCUCCCCUUAUAAGCUAACAAAUAUAACCAGCUAAAUCCUAAAUGCCCACAAACAACCCCAGACUGAACAGCAACACUAAACUGCAUUUAGGCAGAACGAGGAUGUUAGUCCUAAUGAAUGGACCCAUAAAACCCCCUGGCCCCCACUAUCUUUAGCACUUUGUUGGGGCUGCAAGGCCCCCAAAGUAUGAGAUGAGUGUAAUGUCUGCCCUGGGCUAACUGAGAAACCAAUUCCAGCACAGACACUACAGCUAAAUGCUGAACUACAUACGACCUGGAGUGGCACCGGCUAGCACAGUCAGAAAAGACCUGAUGGGGGAGGCGGAGCUGAAACCGGGCCUUGAAGGAUGAAUAGCAUUUGGCAGAGGGUGAAGAAGACAGAGGGCAUCCACAUGAGGAAACCAUAAACAAACAAACAAAGCAGCCCUGGAUCUGCAUGAUGUAUGUUGGACACCUCCCCAGACACACCACGCAUGGUCACAGCCCCUUGCCUAUGUGUGGCACAGAGCCUCGGCGAGAAUGUGUGCUCCACCCCUUCUCCCUCUACACAUUGUGUAAUACCCAGUCCUCUAUGAUUUCCUGAUAUGAUUAGUGAACUUAAUUAUGGCUCUUUUUCUACCCUUUUCUUUCCCCCUGUUGGUCCUUCAGUCAUUAUAACUCAUUCCAUUCUGCCUCACAUAUGGACGAUUAUUUAUCUCCCUCUACAUUAUAUAUCACUCAAGGACAAGAUCCAUGACUUCAUGAUCAUGAAGAGGCACACGUAAGAGGUGAUAGUUGUAUUCACUUCUGCAUCUACCACCAGGCAACAGUGCCUUGUACCCUGCUUGUGAGCAAUAAAUACUGUUGAAGAGAAGGUACUUAUUGGAAGUGUUGAUAUAUAACAGCCAAUAAGCACAGUGGAAUCUAAUUAUGACAUAUAUUAAAUAUCAGGAUGCAAAUGGCAGAGGCUGUUUUGGAGGGAGAAGACUUUCAGAGUGAGGCCAACCAAGAGGGCAGCUGAAGCCAUGAACCAGGUGUGAGCAGGUGAAAGGCAGUCACUCUAGGGAGGGACAUGAAGGAGGAAAUAAAGAGAUUUGGUGAUAAAGGAUGGGAAAAUUUCAACAUGACACUGAACACCAUGUUUCUCCUAAAAUUAAACUACUUCUCAUCUUUACGUGAGUUGAGGGAUCCCUCUUGAAUAUCCUCAUUCUCUAAACUGCCCCUGCUUCUCCCUGGUGUGCUCACUCAUUCAAAUUCUUAAUGUCCUAAUGCCCCAGUGAAAAGUGAAGAAAGAGAUUGGGAAGGAGAGAGAGAGAGAAAGAGAGGGAAGGAGGGAGGGAGGGAAAAAUUCAGGCAAGCGUUUCUUAGGUCUUCCAGGAAAACAAACCUAAGGUGGAACCAGUGCACAGGAAUUCUGAAAGUGGCCUACUCUUUCUGUUCUGUGAAUAUUCUAAUUUAUUAGACUCUCCUUCUGUAAAAUGAGUGUGUAAUAUAUGCUAACAAAAGGAAACUUGACUUUGGGUGCUGAGUACAAUACAAUGUACAAAUGAUAUAUAAUAAAAUUUUACAAUUGAAAUCUAUAAUUUUAUUAACCAGUAAUAUCCCAAUAAAUUUAAUAAAAUUAAAACAAAUAAAUAAGGAAAUAAAUAAAAGAGUGUGAUUUUAUUUACCCCUUCACAGAUUAACUAAAUUGUGAUGGACAGGUCUAUAAAAUAAG
This is a messenger RNA of Myotis daubentonii (Daubenton's bat), 4591 nucleotides long. It is a transcript of the gene CD84, whose product is annotated as CD84 molecule. Lineage: Eukaryota; Metazoa; Chordata; Mammalia; Chiroptera; Vespertilionidae. The record is from RefSeq and is a predicted model, not a curated record. Gene Ontology annotation, cellular component: membrane; external side of plasma membrane. Gene Ontology annotation, biological process: positive regulation of monocyte chemotactic protein-1 production; T cell activation; negative regulation of interleukin-6 production.